CUAGUAAGCCGGUCAGCGGGUCAAAGUUGAACCCACAGCGAAAACAUGGUGGAACACGCAAAUAUCCGCGUGGUUCACCGCGGCGGGAGUAAAAUCAACUUUAGAGCGCCUGUUAUCACAAGCGAUUCCAAGUUCCUCCUGUGUGCUUCCGGAGAGUGUGUUAAAGUGUACAGCACGACCACAGAGGAGUGUGUUCAUGAGCUGCGGGGACACACCGACCUGGUCACGGGUGUGCUGCUCAAGCCCUCCAACCACCUGCAGGUCUAUUCUUGCUCUACAGAUGGCACUGUCAAGCUUUGGGACUUUGCAGAUGGUAUCCUCAUGAAGUCUUACUUUGUUGGACAGCCAAUUCAUGCCAUCUAUGCCUCUGGACACCACGAAGGAGUUGUCUUCAUUGUCGUCCCUGACAAAAGAACGGAGCUGUUCCAGCUAGUGGCUCUACAUCUGCCUCAGAGUGGGGAUCAGCUAGCGGAGGGCCUCGAACUUUCGGCCGUGCUCCCAGACGUCAAAGCUAGUCCGGAAUCCAUCGCCUUUGGCAGAGGGGGGGAGUACAUUGCUUCAGUCAAGGGUUUGUGUUUGGUGGUCUUUUUCUUCAGGAAGCAGAAGACAUUCAGCUUUUACCUGAAGCAAAACAGCGGAAACGGACGCAAAAACACAUUCACGUGCAUCGCCUGUCACCCGAAGGAUGACGUCAUUUCCACCGGACACGAGGAUGGAAAGAUUCGCUUGUGGAGAAACUUCAACCACAAGAAGGAGUACACAUAUUUGACACUACAUUGGCACCACAAUGCUGUCAGCUCGCUGUGCUUCACUCCGGAAGGUACCAACCUACUGAGUGGUGGUGUGGAGUCUGUGCUCGUCCAGUGGAAAUACGGUCAGGAGAGCCAGCGGGACUUUCUUCCCCGACUCGGAGCCACAAUCACACAUGUCACCGUCUCGCCCGAUGGCGCGCUGUUCUGCACCUCACACGCAGAUAACAAAAUCACAAUUAUCAAGAGCUGCGUCAAAGUGUCUGCCGUCAUUCAGGGCCUCGUCAAAGGAGAAAGCGUCACCACAGACUUGAUGGUGGACCCUCGCAGCAAAGCUCUUGUCCUGAAUGGGAAGCCAGGCCACUUGCAGUUUUACUCCCUUCAAAGAGAUAAGCUGCUUUUCAACUUGGAUAUUGUGCAGCAAGAGUACAUCCACGAGCUGGGAUUGCAGCAGGUUGAAGUGGUGAAGGCGGCUUUCGACUCCUCUGGAGAGCGGCUGGCGACGGUCGAAGAGAGGAAACCCAAGGCGGCCGAGUUGGAGCUUAGUUUGAAACUCUGGACAUUUGACCAACAAACGCAAAGUUUUGUGCUGGACACAACCAUCUCAGCCCCCCACGAGGGUGGGAUUACGGCCAUGUGCUUCGCUCCCGCCGCCGUGGACCACCGCACCGCCACGCUGGUGUCUGCCAGUAAAGAUGGACACUUCAAAGCCUGGCAGCAGACAGUGUCCCCCACCCAGACGGGAGAUGAGGGUCCGUCGUGGGAGUGCGACUUCGUGGGCUCUUACCACAGCCUGGCGCCUCAGUGCUGCUGCUUCUCAGCCGACGGCUCUCUCCUCGCCAUCGGCUUCCAGGAGGUUGUGACUUUGUGGAGCCCGGCCACUUGGGAGCUCCUAACCACGUUGUCUCAGCCGCCGGGUGAUAUCAGGAAUCUUUGUUUUGGACGACUAAGCUGCUCCAAAUACUUGAUGGGAACGACGGUGAAGAACCUGCUCUGCUGUUGGAAUCUCCUCACUUGCUCGCUGGAGUGGAGCACCUCCAUGGACGUCAGCUUGCUGUUGUCUGACCCACUGUCUGAGAACAUGGCGGCCUUUUGCACUCUAGAUGGGUGUACCGACUUGUUUGUGUUUAAGCCCUGCGAGCCGCGGCCGCUGUUUUGCCAAAAGGCCGUGUGUCCGGGGACGGUGACCCGGGCUGUCUUCUCCCCGAGGGACUCCUUGCAGGAAAGCUGCGACGAGAGCUGCCAGUGGCUCAACCGAUCUCAGCUGUACUUCCUUAGCCAGCACAUGGACCUUAUGACGUUUAUCACUCAGGCGGAGGAGAAGCAACUAAUGGCUUCCAAUAAACAGCUUGUCGUUGACGACACUGUUGCCAUGACGCCGUUCCACUUGUUGCUGGGCGCACGGCGGCAAGGAGGAGGCGAUCUCGACCAACCAGAUCAUCCCGACACCUCGGCCAGAGCGCAGCUCCCGCAGGGCUCUGCUGCCAUUAAGGAGCUUCUGCAGACCCCCGCCCACGUCCUCCCUGCCGCCACUUUCCUCUGCUCCAUGUUUGUACAGUCACUCCUCAUCUCAGUUGCUGACUCCAGUAAAACCAAACACAUAGAGGAGGAAAUGGAGAGUGAGAAAGAGGAAGAGGACUCCUUCGACGAGGAGGAGGACGAGAAAACCGGCGUCGUUCGGGCCAAGUGGGCGUCGAUGGAAGCAGGAGAGGCGGCCGAGGCCGCUGCGCCGGCGAUGACCCGAACGCAAGCCAGAGAACUGAGGCGAGUGAAAAAAAUGGAGCGCGGCUGGCUGAGUGGCCUCCUGGACUGCUGAGCAAAAACUGAAAGACAAGUUACGGAAUUGCAAUUUAUUUUGGUCUAUUUUACAAUAAAUGUAUCAACCCUCAUCUCGCAGGCUGAAUUAACCCCAAACAACGUUUGACCACAAUAGCCCCAGUCACCAGUUGGACCAAUCAAAAUGGAAUUAGGUGGACACGUUUAUCAUACCAGGACACGUGAGAAAGUAUCGCAGAGCGCGGGCCGAUAAAUUGAAGUCGGCCAUUUUAGUUGAACGCCGACAUUUAGCGUGAAUUGGGGGCCUUAUUCUUUGAUGAAUUACUGCUUGUAUCCCAAUUUUCAGUAAAAUGCUUCCCUUUGUGUUCUGUGACACCACAACACAAUAAUACUCU
Messenger RNA from Hippocampus comes (tiger tail seahorse), 2920 nucleotides. It is a transcript of the gene wdr75, whose product is annotated as WD repeat domain 75. Gene Ontology annotation, biological process: positive regulation of transcription by RNA polymerase I; positive regulation of rRNA processing; ribosome biogenesis. Gene Ontology annotation, molecular function: protein binding; RNA binding. Gene Ontology annotation, cellular component: nucleolus; small-subunit processome. The record is from RefSeq and is a predicted model, not a curated record. NCBI's taxonomy places the organism in Eukaryota, Metazoa, Chordata, Actinopteri, Syngnathiformes, Syngnathidae. Bases 46 to 2565 code for a protein of 839 amino acids. The transcript is spliced from 22 exons.